AGAGAGAGAGAGAGAGAGAAAAUCCCAGGUAGGCUCUUUGCUGCCAGUAUAGAGCCCUUUGUGGGGCUUGAACGCGUGAAACCAUGUGAUCAUGACCUGAGCCAAAAUCAAGAGCGGGAUGCUUAACUGACUGAGCCACCCAGGUGCCCCAUCCUUUUUACUUUUUUUGAAUCUUGCCUGUUGUGUUAACUGCCAUAUCCGUGUGUCUAGAACAAUGCCUGCACAUAUAGGGCAUUCAGUAAACAUCUGAUGAGUAAAUGAAUGGAUUGCAGCUGGAAUUGUCUUAUUCCCUAGUUACCUAAUACAGAUCUUCCUCCAGUUACAAAGGGGUUACAUCCAAUAAACCCAUCAUAAGUUGAAAGUGCAUUUAUUACAUCUAACCUACUGAACAUCAUAACUUCGCUUGACCUGCCUAAAUGUGUUCAGAACACUUCCAUUAGCCUGCAGUCGGGCAAAAUCAUCUAACACAAAGCCUAUUUUAUAAUAAAGUGUUGAAUAUGUCAUGUAAUUUAUUGAAUACAGUAUUGAAAGUUAAAAACAGAAUGGUUAUAUUGGGUACACUAUGGUUGAAAGCGUAUCGGUUAUUCACACUUGUGAUCGCAUGGCUGAGUGGGCGCCAUGCCCAGCAUCACAAGCAUCCUGCCAUGUAUCACUAGCCCUGGGAAAGAUCAAAAUUCAAAGUACAGUUCCUACUGAAUGCAUAUUAUUUUCACAUCAUCAUGAAGCUGAAAAAUCCUAAGUUGAACAGUUGUAGGUUGGGGACCAUCUGUAUUGUGAUUGGUACCUAGCAGGUGUUCUUUACAUUUCUCUGAAUGAAUGGUUAAUGAGAACUCUUAUGAGUUUGCUGCCAUCAUGAGAAUUUGCCUAGUCUCUUCUGUUCCCUUAACAUUGUAGGUCGCCAGAUAGCAGUGGAGCUUUCACUGCUGUAAAGGGUGUUUGUUAAUGUGUAAAGUCUUUGUCAGUGCACAUUUCAGUAAUGACUGUUGUAACAGCUCCUCUUAGAUCCAUACAGCAUGGACGUGGAAGAAACUUUAUAGCUACGCUGACCAGUUCUUUGCCUUUUACAAAUGUAAACACUGAAGCCAAAAAUAACCGGCAUUCAGCAACAUUCACCAACAUGAAAUCUGAGACUUUGGCCUUGUUCUCAAGGGGUUUACAUUUCAACAAGUGCAGGAAUCACAGCCACGGCCCCCACCCUCCAGGAUUUGGUCGACAUGGAGUCUGUGCAUAUGAAAGCAAAGAACUUGCCAAGGCGAGAGAAGCUCUUCCUCUUAUAGAGGACUCUAGUAACUGUGACAUUGUAAAAGCUACUCAGUACGGGAUUUUUGAACGUUGUAAAGAGUUGGUAGAAGCAGGAUAUGAUGUCAGGCAACCAGACAAAGAAAAUGUGUCGCUUCUUCAUUGGGCUGCUAUUAACAACAGGCUGGAUCUUGUAAAGUUUUAUAUUUCAAAAGGUGCUGUAGUAGAUCAGUUGGGUGGAGAUUUAAAUUCGACACCUCUUCACUGGGCCAUCAGACAAGGACAUUUGCCUAUGGUCAUAUUAUUACUCCAGUAUGGAGCCGACCCCACUCUCAUCGAUGGGGAGGGAUUCAGCAGCAUCCACCUGGCAGUAUUAUUUCAACACAUGCCUAUUAUAGCAUAUCUCAUCUCAAAAGGACAGAGUGUGAAUAUGACAGAUUUAAAUGGGCAGACACCUCUCAUGUUAUCAGCUCACAAAGUACUUGGGCCAGAACCAACUGGAUUUCUUUUAAAGUUUAAUCCUUCUCUCAGUGUGGUUGAUAAAAUACACCAAAACACUCCACUCCACUGGGCAGUUGCAGCGGGAAAUGUUAAUGCUGUAGAUAAACUUUUGGAAGCCGGUUCUAGCCUGGACAUCCGAAAUGUUAAGGGCGAAACACCUCUUGAUAUGGCUCUACAAAACAAAAAUAGGCUCAUUAUUCACAUGCUAAAAACAGAAGCCAAAAUGAGAGCUAACAAAAAGUUCAGACUCUGGAGGUGGCUGCAGAAAUGCGAGCUCUUCCUGCUGCUGAUGCUUUCUGUGAUUACCAUGUGGGCUGUUGGAUACAUACUGGACUUCAAUUCAGAUUCUUGGCUUUUAAAAGGAUGUCUUCUAAUAACAUUGUUUUUUCUGACAUCUUUGCUUCCAAGGUUCUUGGUCGGGUAUAAGAGUCUCAUCUACUUACCAACAGUCUUCCUGCUAAGUUCCAUUUUUUGGAUAUUUGUAACGUGGUUCAUCUUAUUCUUUCCUCAUCUAGCAGGCACCCCUUUCUAUUUUGCUUUCAUUCUCAGCCUAAUAGGCUUCCUCUACUUUUUCUACAAGACUUGGGCAACUGAUCCAGGCUUCACUAAAGCUUCUGAAGAAGAAAGGAAAACGAAUAUCAUCACCCUUGCAGAGACUGGCUGUCUGGACUUCAGAACAUUUUGUACCUCAUGCCUUAUAAGGAAGCCGUUAAGGUCACUUCAUUGCCACGUGUGUAACUCCUGUGUCGCUCGAUACGAUCAGCAUUGUCUGUGGACUGGACGGUGCAUAGGUUUCGGCAACCAUCAUUAUUACAUAUUCUUCUUAUUUUUCCUUUCCAUUGUUUGUGAUUGGAUUAUAUAUGAAUCUUUCAUCUAUUGGUCAAAUCAUUGUGCCACGACAUUCAGAGAAGAUGGACUGUGGACCUACCUCAAUCAGAUUGUGGCCUGUUCCCCUUGGGUUUUAUAUAUCUUCAUGCUAGCAACUUUCCACUUCUCGUGGUCAACAUUUUUAUUAUUAAAUCAGCUCUUUCAGAUUGCUUUCCUGGGCCUGACCUCCCACGAGAAAACCAGCCUGUUGAAGCAGAGCAGGCAUAUGAAACAGACAUUGUCCCUCAGGAGGACCCCAUACAACCUUGGGUUCACGCAGAACCUUGCAGAUUUCUUUCAGUGUGGCUGCUUUGGCUUGGUGAAGCCCUGUGCCGUAGAUUGGACGUCCCAAUACAACAUGGUCUUCCACCCAGCUAAGGAGAAAGUCCUUCGCUCAGUAUGAAGAAAAGCGACCCCAGACUCUCACUCUGAUCUGUGUUCAUGUUGAUGCCCUGUGGUCUGCAAGUGAAGUGAAGAUUAGGAGUUCACCGAAGCCCAAAGGAAAACACAGGUGGUCUGUAAAGCUAUUUAGUAAAAACACAAGUUCUCCAGAAAGGCACUACGCUUUUAGAUUUAGCAAGAUGGACUGUUCCUGAACAAUCUUGGCAGACAUCUAAAAAUGCUUUUAUAUGUUUCACAAGAAAAUACAACUUACUUUUUUUUUUUUUUUAGAUAAUAUUCACCAAUUAUGGAUAAAAUGUAGUAUUUUCGAAUACUUUAUUGGUUGUUUCAAAAUAGUACUAUUCUUUAAGCUUGUAAUUUUUGAUAAAUUAUUUGUUUGUUUUAUCUAUAAAUAUGUAAAAAAUAUCUAAAUAGAUGUACCUGUUUUGCUUUCACACUUAAUAAAUUUUUUUUUUUUUUUUUUU
Molecule: messenger RNA, 3473 nt
Organism: Panthera uncia (snow leopard)
Lineage: Eukaryota; Metazoa; Chordata; Mammalia; Carnivora; Felidae
Gene: ZDHHC13
Product: zinc finger DHHC-type palmitoyltransferase 13
Exons: 17
Coding region: 977-3010 (677 amino acids)
Biological process (GO): protein palmitoylation
Cellular component (GO): Golgi membrane
Molecular function (GO): protein binding; palmitoyltransferase activity
Source: RefSeq, a predicted model, not a curated record